GCUAAAAUUGGUAGAAGAUUACUCAAUCGUCCGUUCAUGAAGAUGUUAGAAAAAUCUAUCCUUCUUUUCUCUCUAUUGCUGGAGAUUGUAUUGAUUCAUGGGUCCGAUCACGUAGAAAGAAUGCCAUACAUCAUAUACAUGGGUGAUGUCCCGAAGAUGAGACCGUCAAUGUCGUCGAUGAUGGAAAUUCACCAUAGACUCAUUUCAGCAGUGAUCGGAGAUGAGGAGGUGGCCCGGCAAUCAAUCAUACAUAGCUAUGGGAAAAGCUUCAAUGCAUUGGCAGCAAGGAUGCUGCCUGACGAAGCAAAGAAACUAUCUGAGAUGGAGGGUGUAGUAUCAGUGUUUCAGAGCACUCGUCGCACACUUCACACGACAAGAUCAUGGAAUUUCUUAGAAUUUCCAACGACAGUAGAGCGGAAGGUCGGCAGAGAGAGCAAUAUGAUCAUUGGGUUGUUGGACACAGGAAUUUGGCCUACUGCUCCGAGUUUCAAUGAUAAGGGAUUUGGCCCACCUCCUUCCAAAUGGAAGGGCAAUUGCGAAAAAGUCGGCAACUUCAGUGGCUGUAACAAGAAGAUCAUAGGUGCUAAGUACUACAGGCUUGAAUCCAGCCCACCAAUCAUCGACAUACUGUCUCCGGUCGACAGAAUGGGCCACGGUACACACACCUCCUCUAUAGCAGCCGGGAACGCCAUCACGGGUGCAAGCCUCUAUGGGAUUGCGAAUGGGACGGCCCGUGGAGGUGUUCCAUCGGCUCGGAUUGCCAUGUACAAGGUGUGUUGGUUUGGUGAAGGCUGCUCCGACAUCGACCUCCUCGCCGGGUUCGAUGAUGCCAUCGCUGAUGGUGUGGACAUAGUUUCGGUGUCCAUCGGCGGUGUAACCGUCGACUAUUUCAGUGAUACAAUCGCCAUCGGAGCUUUCCAUGCCAUGAGAAAGGGAAUACUAACAUCUUGCUCAGCCGGGAACGGCGGGCCGCAAGCAGAAUCCAUCGUGAACACAGCGCCAUGGAUCUUGACGGUGGCUGCCAGCGGGGUGGAUCCUCAAUUCAGGACCAAGAUCAGAUUGGGCAAUGGCAAGAAGCUCAGUGGAAUUUCCAUUAACACAUUUUCACCAAAAAAACAAGUUUACCCUCUGAUCAGUGGGGCAAAUGCGGCCAACACCUCAUCGACGAGCUACGGUGAACCCAGUGCAUGCGACACUGGAACCCUAGACAGUAACAAGGUGAGGGGUAAAGUGGUGUAUUGCAUAGAAGGAAUGGGCAGACAGGAUGAAAGCGUUAAGGCCUCUGGGGGCGUUGGGGCCCUCAUUAGAAACGACCAGUUCAUGGACACUGCUUUCAGCUUUGUUUUGCCAGCGGCUUAUAUCACAACUCCUGUGGCAGAUAUCAUCAGCAAUUACAUUAACACUACCAAGCAUCCACAAGCUGUCAUAUACAAGUCACGUGAUGUCCACGUGACUGCUCCCUUUGUGGGCUCCUUUUCUUCCAGAGGUCCCGACCCUUUAUCCAUGAAGAUCCUCAAGCCCGAUGUUACGGCCCCUGGUGUAGAUAUCUUGGCCGGUUAUUCAAGGUUGACGACGGUGACUGGAUCGUUCAUGGACGAUCGCGUUGUAAAUUUCAAUAUAGUAUCUGGAACGUCCAUGGCUUGCCCGCAUGUAGCUGCUACUGCAGCCUACGUCAAAUCAUUCCAUCCUGAUUGGUCGCCGGCCGCAAUCAAGUCCGCCAUCAUCACAACAGCCAAGAGUAUGAGUUCUAAGAAGAACAUGGACGCUGAGUUCGCCUAUGGCUCGGGCCACAUACAGCCAGCUAGAGCGGUCCACCCAGGUUUGAUCUACGACGCCAAUGAGAUCUCCUACAUCCAAUUCCUGUGCAAGGACGGCUACAAUGGAUCCAUGCUCCAGAUAAUCCUAGGCAACAAUGCCAUUGACUGUUCUGACGUGCGGGUCCCACCGGGAUAUGACGGCCUCAACUACCCAACGAUGCAGUAUAAAGUCCCAAGCGCUCGUCACAAGGUAUCGGCUGCAUUCCGUCGUACCGUUACUAAUGUAGGGCAUAAGAAGUCUAUAUAUAAAGUGACGGUGAGAGCACCAAAGGAGUUAUCUGUGAUGGUCAAGCCAGAUACAUUGAAGUUCAAACGGUUGCACCAGAAGAAGUCGUUCCGGGUGUUAUUGAAGGGUAGCCCGCUGGGGAAGAAGAUGUUGCGAUCGGCGGAGAUCGUUUGGACCGACAGCAAGCACUCGGUACGGAGUCCGAUUGUUGUUUAUCAAUCGUUUUUCUAGAUCAUUUUUAGGUGGGCUCACAGGUUAUGACUUUUUUAUU
Messenger RNA from Magnolia sinica, 2314 nucleotides. Its product is annotated as subtilisin-like protease SBT4.14. The transcript has 11 exons. Gene Ontology annotation, biological process: proteolysis. The record is from RefSeq and is a predicted model, not a curated record. The coding region runs from base 37 to 2274 and encodes 745 amino acids. Gene Ontology annotation, molecular function: serine-type endopeptidase activity. Lineage: Eukaryota; Viridiplantae; Streptophyta; Magnoliopsida; Magnoliales; Magnoliaceae.